Messenger RNA from Blumeria graminis f. sp. triticale, 2016 nucleotides. The record is from the annotation of a GenBank genome assembly. NCBI's taxonomy places the organism in Eukaryota, Fungi, Ascomycota, Leotiomycetes, Helotiales, Erysiphaceae.
AUGAGGUUUCCUACCGAAGUUCUCGCCGCAAUAAUGAGUGUCCAAAUUGUAGCCUUUCCAGCGGUACUGAAAAGUCGCAUUGAGCUUUCUGGGCUUUCUGGAGGCAGCACUCUUUCAACCGCUUCUGCAGCUGGCAUUGGCGGCGCCUCUGUAGCUGAUAUUGGCGGUGCAUCAGACGCAGCAAGUGUAUCUGGCUCAGAAGUCAAACAAGAUGGGGUAGCAAUAGCUGGUACAGGCCUAGAGGCAACGGCCAUUGCGAGUGAGGGGAGCCAGGUCGCAGCUCUAUCUGAUAAUAUUGUAAAUGUAGGUGGCGAUGCCGGCAUUACUAGCGUACCAGAUGGAAGUUUAGUCUCAGUUGGCGGAAAAAACGGAAUCUCAGUCGUUGGUGGUGCCGGAGCCAGUGAAGCAUUAAGUGCUGCAGCUACAGUUCGCGGCUCAAAAUCGUCCUCCGAAAAUGCAGCACAAGCCGCUGCCAAAUCAAAAUCAGAAAAUUUGGGCACAGUGGAAGAAGAAGAAACAGAGGUAGAAGGGGAAGAAGGAGAAGAAGCAGAAGAAGUAGAAGAAGGGGGACAGAAGGAAGCCGCCGAAAAAAGUGAAAAGAGUAAUGGUAAAGACGGUGCAAAAGAAGCUGCAGCCGCUAAAGCAGAGAAAGAAUCUGCCAACAAGGAAGAAAAGUCUUCGGCUUCUGAAAAAGAAGUUAAAGGUGGAAAGGCCGAGAGCAAAGAAAAUGAAGGCAUAGAAGCUGAAGCCAAGGCCGAAGAAAACAAGAGCAAAGAAGCUGAAGCCAAGGCCGAAGAAAACAAGAGCAAAGAAGCUGAGUCCAAGGGCGAAGAAAACAAGAGCAAAGAAGCUGAGUCCAAGGGCGAAGAAGCUGAGGCCAAGGGCGAAGAAGAGAAAAAGUUGGCAGGUGCCCAUCCACAUCCACCUCCACCUCAUGAACUUAAAGCCGCUGGUGCUCAUCCACAUCCGCCUCCACCCCCUCCUCAUGAACUCAAAACAGCAGCAAUAAUAGCAGGAGCUGAAGCAAAGAAAGACGGAGAAAAAGAAGAGGCGGGUAAAGGAGAGGAAGAGAACGGAGAAGAGGCAGAAGCCAAGGUAAAUGAGCAUGAAAAUGUCAAGGAUGCUAAGAAAGAAUCAGCCAUGAAAGAAGAGGCUAAGGCCGAAGAAGGCAACAAAAAAGAAGCAGAGGCCAAGGCAAAAGAAGAGAAGGGAAAUGAGGCAGAAGCCAAGGGAAAUCACCAUGGAAAUGUGAAGGAUGUCAUAAAAGAGGACGCUAAGGCCGAAGAAGGCAACAAGAAAGAAGCAGAGGCCAAGGGAAAAGGAGGGAAGGGAAAAGAAGAGAAUGGAAAAGAAGCAGAGGCCAAGGGAAAAGAGGCAGAAGCCAAGGAAAACGAAGGCAACAAAAAAGAAGCAGAGGCCAAGGGAAAAGAAGAGAAGGGAAAUGAGGCAGAAGCCAAGGGAAAUCACCAUGGAAAUGUGAAGGAUGUCAUAAAAGAGGACGCUAAGGCCGAAGAAGGCAACAAGAAAGAAGCAGAGGCCAAGGGAAAAGGAGGGAAGGGAAAAGAAGCAGAGGCCAAGGGAAAUGAGGCAGAAGCCAAGGAAAAUGAGCAUGAGAACGUCAAGGAUGCCAAGAAAGAAUCAGCCAUUAAAUCAGAGGUUAAGGCUGAAGAAGGCAACGAAAAAGAAGCUGGGGCUAAGGGAAAAGAAGAGAACGGAAAAGGUAAGGAUGCCAAUAAAGAAUCAGCCAUGAAAGCAGAGGUUGAGGCUGAAGAAGGCAACAAAAAAGAAGCUGGGGCUAAGGGAAAAGAAGAGAACGGAAAAGGUAAGGAUGCCAAUAAAGAAUCAGCCAUGAAAGCAGAGGUUGAGGCUGAAGAAGGCAACAAAAAAGAAGCUGGGGCUAAUGGCAAAGAAGAGAAGGGUAAAGAGUCAAAAGCCGCCGCUGAAGAGAAAGAAGAAAAAUCGGAAGAAAAAGGUCAAGAAUCUUUUGCAGCAAAAAUAUUGAGCAGCAUUUUCUAG